Messenger RNA from Diaporthe citri, 930 nucleotides. RefSeq lists its product as uncharacterized. Bases 1 to 930 code for a protein of 309 amino acids. NCBI's taxonomy places the organism in Eukaryota, Fungi, Ascomycota, Sordariomycetes, Diaporthales, Diaporthaceae. The transcript is spliced from 3 exons. Gene Ontology annotation, biological process: response to hydrogen peroxide; hydrogen peroxide catabolic process. The record is from RefSeq and is a predicted model, not a curated record. Gene Ontology annotation, molecular function: catalase activity; heme binding. Gene Ontology annotation, cellular component: peroxisome; cytoplasm; mitochondrion.
AUGCCUCUUCCUAUGGACGAACACGUCUUGGAGACUAGCCAAGGAUUGGUUGAUACACUCCACGGUAUCUUUGGCCCUCACCCGGGCUACCGACCAGCGCAUGCAAAGGGCAUCCUACUCCAAGGGGAUUUCACCCCAAGUGCAGAGGCAAAAAAGCUAUCUAUAGCACCACACUUCAAUCAACCGUCCACCCCUAUCAUCGCUCGGUUCUCGAACUCCACUGGCUUGCCGAAUAUCCCAGACAACUCGUCCAAUGCUGGACCCCGUGGCUUCGCGCUGCGGUUCCAGCUCGCCACCCACCCUCGACGCGUCCACACGGACAUCAUCGCACACAGCGUGGAUGCCUUCCCGGGAUCCAACGGCGACGAGGCCCUCGCUUUCUUCAAGGCGCUGAAAGACGGUACAGUCGAGUCGUUCCUCGGCACGCACCCGAAGGCACUGGCCUUCGUACAGGCGCCCAAGCCGGCCCCGGAGAGCUUUGCCAACGAGCAGUUCUUUGGGGUUAACGCAUUCAGGCUGAUCGACUCGGGCGGGAAUGAGACAUAUGUACGGUACAGAAUCGUGCCAGCUGCCGGGCUGAAGACAUUGGGUGAAGAGGAGCUCAAGGAGAGGGGCGAGAACUAUUUGUUCGAAGAGUUACCGAAUCUGGUUGAGGCUGGGCCUGUGGCGUUCAAGUUGAGAGCGCAGGUCGCUGAGAAUGGCGACGUUACAGAUGAUGCCUGUGUGCACUGGCCUGAGGAGAGGAAAGUGGUGGAUCUGGGGACAAUUUCUCUCAAAGCACUGGUGGAAGAUGAUGCUGCAGAACAGAAGCAUGUCAUCUUUGACCCUGUUCCGAGAGAUGUCCACGGGCUUGAACCAUCCGCGGACCCCUUGUUGGCAGUCAGAGCAGGGGUCUACCUCAUCAGUGGCCGGGAGCGUCGUGCUGCAUGA